Formica exsecta is the source of this 2157-nucleotide messenger RNA. Its product is annotated as probable tRNA (uracil-O(2)-)-methyltransferase. NCBI's taxonomy places the organism in Eukaryota, Metazoa, Arthropoda, Insecta, Hymenoptera, Formicidae. Gene Ontology annotation, molecular function: tRNA (uridine) methyltransferase activity. Gene Ontology annotation, biological process: tRNA methylation. The transcript is spliced from 2 exons. The record is from RefSeq and is a predicted model, not a curated record. Bases 1 to 1863 code for a protein of 620 amino acids.
AUGAAUUUUGAACAGAUUGCUAGCGAGAGCACCAACAGCAGUGCCUCGCAAUUUUGGAAAGCAAUCGCUAUCUGGAUGAGAAAUCCUCAUGUUGUUAAUCGUAGGAUUCUAGGAUCUCGCGAACUAUUAACAAUCAUAGUCAGUUGCAAUGUUCUGGAUAUUUUCAAACGCAUUGAGAAGCUUCAUAUCCAACCUAAUGAUUUCGAGUGUGAUUUAUCUUCAAGAAAUAUAAAAGACUUAUUAGAUACGUUAAAUAUCACAGAAUAUUGUCAAUCAUUUGAAUGUACGGAUCCACUUAAGGUAUUAAAUGAUGAUAAAGUGUAUCUGUGUAUGAAGAAACUUCUGCCUCGCAACACACAGAUAUUCUCGCCUACGCUGGAAUUUAUAUUUAUUGACAAGAAAUCCAUCAGCGUUACUAAUUUCCAUAAACCGAUCAUUUCGGAUAAACAGUCUUUAGGUCCGAAUACACCUUAUAGUAUACAGCAUCACGAAUACGGUUCCACCUGUAUAAAUGUACAUAAAUCGGAUGCUGAUAACUAUGGCAAAAGUUGUGACUGGCUGAGAUUCAAAUUUUUCCCGCGUCUAAUAAAGUGGAUGGAAAGCGAAAAUGAUGGAGCCAAUUCGAAAAUCAGUUCUCUCAGUCUCAUCUCUAUCGAGAAGUACACUUUGUUAUACAAUCGCUUAAAGGAAAAAUAUGGCACGAAAAUGGUGGAAAUAUGGCCAGAGAACACAGAUCCGGCAAAGUUUGUUUAUGAGGAUAUCGCGAUCGCGACAUACCUGUUGCUACUAUGGGAAAAAGAGAGAUUGGAAAAGGAUAUGCAGGAGCUGCAAUCAUUCGUCGAUCUCGGCUGCGGCAAUGGUCUUCUCGUCUACGUCUUGUCUAGCGAGGGUCAUAAAGGAACGGGAAUCGAUUUGCGCAGGAGAAAGAUCUGGGACCUGUUCUCAAAAAGUACUCAUUUGCAAGUCAGCACGAUUGUUCCAUCCGCAGAGACAGUUUUUCCCGGAGUGGACUGGAUCAUAGGGAAUCAUUCGGACGAGCUCACCCCGUGGAUCCCGGUAAUUGCGGCGCGUAGUUCUUACGAGUGCCGAUUCUUCCUGCUGCCGUGCUGCGCCUACGAAUUCGACGGUGCGAAAUAUCGGCGGUGCAACGCCGGCGAGAGUCAAUAUUCAGAGUAUAUGUCUUACGUUAAGAGUGUAUGCGAAGGCUGCGGUUUUCUCACACUAAUGGACAGAUUGCGAAUCCCGUCGACUAAGCGAACUUGUUUCGUCGGAUGGAAGAGGACUUACGCGAGGGAGAACUCCGCGACGCUGGACGCCGACAUUCAGAAAAUGAUAAAUGCGAGAUCGGCAGUUGCCACCUUACCUCUGAAAGAAACCGUAGGAAGCGAAGCGAAGAAUGAUCCGUGGUCUCUAAGCUUUAAACCGAGAAGUUCGACGGAACGAACGCGGAACUGCACGCAAUUAGACAGAGAACUAAUUCUCGAUAUAGUCAACGUAGUCGUAGCACAUCUUUUGCGGGCCAAUCGCAGAAUAUCGCUGGAACGGAGACCCGGUGAAACGUGGAACGCCGGUGGGCAGGUCGGCAUCGGUGAAGUGGCAAAGCUGUUGGCGCCUGAGAUGCUGCGACAACUACGAAACGAGUGCGGAGGAUUGCAAACUUUACUGAAGAAUCAUAAUCAUAUUUUCUGCGUCACUCAAGGAAAAGUGCAAUUUCGGAUUCCCGGCAUUGUUGAUAAAAGGAAGAAAGCUAGGAGGAAAAGGAACAACAGUGAACUAUUGAGAAAAAUUAAGCCUUGUUGGUUUUACAAGAACCAUCCCGAUGGAUGUCCCGCUCUCGAGAUCGACUGUGACUUUCAACAUUGAGUUCCUUCAUUGCUUAUUAUGUUGUAUUUCAUACUCUGGAAUUCUAUUAUUUGAGUGCAAUGAUGCAUUUAACAAUAUAUUUUAUUUUAAAUAAAAAAAGAAAAUAAAUGUCGAUUGUGCACGUCAAAGCUAAAAUGAAAAAAACACAUAUGCGAUGGUCUCACCAGUGUGGAUUAAUAUUAUAAAACUUAACAAUAUAGUGUAAACUAGUUAAACGGGAUAUUAAAUUACAUCUCGAGUAUAUAGAUAUUUUGUUAUAGCAUAAGCGAUAUAUAAUAUAUCUCUCAUUCAUCA